AUUAGAAUAGAAGGAAAAGUUUAAAAUUUUUAAGCUUUGAGCUUUCCUGUAAUCAGUGCGGUACGGUGUGAUCGUAACACAGAGCAUUUUUGGAAACUUGAGAUGUGUUUGAAGCGAAUAUAGCAAUUUUCUUUCUUAAGUUGUUGUUGAAUGUGCACUGUAAUCAACAGUAAGUAAAUCGAAAAAGUCACAUGUUCUAAGAUUUCACAUAAGUACCCUUCAAUCUUAUCUGAAACUGUUUGUGAGGCUCAAUAAUGGAUGCUUUCACAGAGAGGAUGGUGGAGCGAGCUCAAAAGCGUAAAGAGCGGUUGAAUACUCAUCUGAAGCAUCCUACAGACAAUCUUUCAAAAGAAGCACUCGAUCUGAAGGAAAACAAAAAUUUGCUCACCUCAGAUUUGGCAAGUAACAGAAUGAAAGGAAUACUGCAGAACGGUAGCAUAAGUGUUUCCUCAGACAAAACAGAGAAUACGGGCUUUGUCUUCAAAGCAAAUUCUGAACAAAACCCAGCUUCCUCUGCUGUAGAAGUGUCAUCCAUCAGCCAUUUGCCCAAUUCAAAAAAAACUUUGCAACCGCAAAAAAUGAAACCAAUGGAACCUUUAAAUUCCUUCAAAGAGGCGUCUAUGAAAUGUAGAUUUUUAUCAGAGAUAGGAACCACAAGUGGGGUACCAAACUCACCUAAGAAAUCCAUCUCUAUAGAUCCUUGUGAGUUGAGCAUUGCUGACAGGAAAGCCCUUUUUGAAAGGAACAAAGGACAAGCACCAUUACCCAAAGCUCCCUACAGUCAAGCCUUACCAGCUCAAAAGAAGGAAAAUGGUAAGCCGCCAAUCGACCUCCCUGCAAAGCCUCCUCCGAUCCAUGUCGAAAAUAAGUUGAUUGAUCGCAACAUACCAGCCCGAGAAAACAAAAUGCCCAGCCCAUCGCACCUGCCACCAUCACCUCCGCCGAAGCCUGAUCACCUAAGAGCUUUCUUAGAAAAGAUUGAAGCAGAUACAAAAAUUAAAAAAGCAGAUACUUCUACCUCCAAUUUAGAACUUAAAGAUCAAGAUACAUCGUAUGAAUCUGUUGCAUCCAGUGAAAGCAGCCUUGGUCAGAAGAUUGUUAGAUUAGCACAAAAGAGAGGGAAGGAAAUUGAAGAGUCUAAGAGACAAAUUAGCCUUAACACGCUGUCAGCAAGUGAAUGCGACUUCGACUCCAAUGAUAAAACUUCGGAUAAGUUAGCUCUCAACAAUGGUUCAUCUGGUCCAACUCCUCCAAAACAGUUUCGUGAAUCGUCUGGAUCCUCACAUGAUAUGUGCUUUGAUGAUAAUUCAGCGCUCAAUACCAACCCCUCUCAGAAAACAGGAAAUGAAAAUGAAGAUGGAAUCAACUGUGAGCAACCUCUCACCCAUACUGUCAGUUUUUAUCGCAAAACAAAACAUGAAAAUGAAAAGCAUGGGUCUUCACUUGUCAAGAAAGUAGUACAUCAGAGCAUCAGCUCAAUAAGUUGUCAAUCUUCCAAGAAGGACGAAGAGCUUGAGAGAGAAGCAGUAAGCAAAAAAAUCGCUGAACUCCAGCUGAAGAUCUCAGCCGAAGCUACAGCCAUCGCUCAAGCCAAUCAGGCCUUAAAUUUGUGCUCCUCAUUGGUCGAAUUUCAUGACUCUCCCGAGCAGAUUGAGGCGGAUCGACUUUUACUUCUUGCAACCCACAGGCGGCAAGCAGCGAUGAAUGAGGCUCAAAGAUUGAAAGUUGAAGGAACGGUUAGACCAAGGAAACCAAACAUGAAUAACUUGCUGGAUCAAGGAUCGUUAACGGUAUCAGAAAUAACCCUGCCUGUUAAAUUUGAUGCCAUACAGAUAGCUGCAAGAGAGGAAAUGUGCCAUCAUUUUGUCUGUUUACUGAAAUGUGAUGAAGUUGUUCUGGGAACAUCAAUGAUGACUGCAACUAUGGAUAACGCACAGCAAACAUCAAAAGGAAUCGUUUACAUGCAGUUCCCUAAUAGCUUGACUUUUCCUAAGCUAUACUCUGAUUUUAAAGUGACCAUAGAAAUUUAUGAUUUGCUAGCGCGAAGUAAAGAAGCUGUUUCUCAUGAUGCAAAACAUUUUAAUUCCAAUAAAAAGGAUUUGCAUAAAUUCAGAAUCACUCCGAAGAAGCAAAAAAAUAACUCUAAAUCAACUACCCUGGCUGUCCCACCUGUCCCUGGGGCUUCCUGCUCAAGAGCCUCCAGAUUCACAAUGGUUGGAUAUAUUGUAUUCUCUCUCCGUGAAGUUCAGCGAACUCAAUUUACUUUGAACAAGGUUACUUACUCAAACCCUCUGGACGGAAAAGUACAGUUAAAAUUAAGUUGCGAGUUAUCGCCAACUGUCGAGCAACGAGGUUUCUUAACUAUGUUUGAGGACGUUUCCGGUUUUGGGGCCUGGCAUCGUCGUUGGUGUUUAUUGAAAGGUGACAGUCUUUCGUAUUGGAAGUAUCCUGAUGAUGAACGAACCAAGCUUCCCAUCGACACUAUAGAUUUAAAUACUUGCACGUCUCAAUCGAUAAGUGCUGUUAGUCGAGAUAUCUGUGCACGGCCAAAUACCUUCUUACUGGAAACAAUCAGACCAGCAAGGGAUGAAGAUGAAGACUCGUUGGUGUUGGUGAGACAUGCUGCGCACACCAUGGUUCGCCAUCUUCUCUCCACUGAUACCAAAGAAGAGAGGCUAGAAUGGUGUGCGACUUUAAAUAAGGCUCUAGAUAUAAUUCGUGCAUGGAGAAAGAAAUAAUUGUGAUUUUUCUGAUUAAUUUAGUAAUGCUCCAAUUGUAAAUUCCUUGAACAUUUAGACAAUCUUUCCUCAGUUUCUUUUCUAUUUCAAACAAAACAACCAUCUUUGUUAUUUAUCUCUUGUUUUGUAUAAUAUGAUACCUUAUGGCCUAUCAUAGUCAUCUGACCGAGCUGAUCUCUUGAAACUCAGGAAUAUUUCAAAUUUUUCCUUGAAAAAUUCACUAAUCAUCACCUUCCGGUCAAGGUAUUACAAGCUUCAUUAGUGCUUAGGCACUAUGGCGCCAAACUUCUCAAACUUGUCUAAUUUAAAACUUUGUCUAUUUAACUUACUUGUCUAAUUUUGUCUAAAAUAACCCAAAAACUGAUGAGCAGAAUCACUUGUAAAUUAUACCCAAUAUUUUUUAUUAGCAAAAUUAAUCCAUAAAAUUUUCAUGAAAGCAUGUAUAAAAGUUUUAAAGGAAAAAAUUCAAAUUAAAUUGAGAUGUCCUGCAAUUUAGCAUUCAAUGGCAAAUGGCGCUUGUGAUACUUUGGCCGGAAAGGAAGGUGAUGUAAUGAUGAGACUUCACUCAGUUCAUAUUGUGGUUCUGCCGUACUUUUUAGUUUCUUGGUGGGCAAAUGCUACACUUAGAAUCAUCUUUUAGGUUUAUUUUUUUCACAGUCAUGAAAGAAUGUUCCUUUAUCUCAUAAGUUUUUUUCUUUGUUUUAAUGUUUGCCGAGUAAGUGCAGCACCCAUAGCACCAUUCACGUUUGCCUUUAUCCUUCAUACACUGUGUAACCAUUAGUCAUUUUUUGAUUAUAUCAAUUUUUUAUGCUCAAUCUUACAUUUCUGCAAUUCACAGUGCUCGUCACAGUAACAUAAUUCUUGAUUAAUUAGACUUCAUUGGAAUAUUCGGAAAUUUCAAUGAUCUGGUUUUUCUUUUAUCUAAAGAAACUUUACAUCUAAAAUUAUGUCUGAGCAAUAACCUUAAUCAGGGAUAGUCCUAACUUUGAUUUUAGCCCCUAAUUUUUAAGUUGUGAUGGUGUAUCCCAAAGUUAGUUUUCCUAUUUUAUUUUUCAAUAAUAAUGAUAGCCACACAAAACCCUUGAAAUAUAUUUCGGUGAUCAUACCCUCAGUUUAAACGAACCAUAGUUUUUAUAUUUGGUUUCUGGGUAGCUGUGAUAUGUACUUAACUUUUCCGGCACCCACCUCUUUUCGCUGCAGAUCUGAUUGAAUCCAUUCCUAACUUACAUGUUGGUAGCAUUGUCAGGGCGCAAGAGCAUGACAUUGAUUUUCUGAGACGCCAAGAACGUAUUGUUUGUUGUUUACUUGCUGCUAGGAGAACCUAUCCAUGCAGAAAAGAACUUUCAGUCAAAAGAAAACGGCACAGACUUCUGAGUCAGACAGUUCUGCUUCUGUACGGCAAAGUUCAGCUGCAUGCAGCUCAGCUUAUUUCAGAUUAGUUGGAAACUAAAUUGUUAGGAAAUUGUUCCCUAUCUCUAAUAAUUCCAGAUUAUGCACCAAAGGACUUUCUUUUUUUCUGCACCUUAAAUCAGAUUUAGCAUGUCAACACUUAGGCAGUAACAUGGAGGUCAUGGAUUUUGUGAACAAAAGCCUUCAAAACUUUAAGAAGGAAUUACUAUUCACUGAUGGAAUAAAAGAAACUGGUUUCUUGCUUUUGAAAUCAUCCGAUAAAUGAAUUUUUUUUUUUGUUCCGUCUAGAGUGCGUAACAGCCCCACUCAGAAAUAAGACACGUGGCAACGCUUAGGAUCAGAAUCAGAAAAUCAAAUCUGCAGGAAAGAGAUGAGAGCAAUAAAAGUUAAAUAUCUUGGUAACCCAAGAGCCAAAUUUUGAAAAGUAUAGUGCCUCAGAGAGCUGUAAUUAUGACCAAUGAAAGUCUUCUAAUAACUUUCCUCUAUCCGUCAUGAUUUUUGAAGUGUAAAAUGCCGAAACUUACAUCAGGGUGUACCCUCGAACGUACCUUAAGCGUAUGUAAACUUCACCCAUUUUAAAUUGUUAUGAUAUAAGCAUGAUUUGCCCAAUUAAAAAUGGUAAGUUGAUAUUAUUGUGAAAACAGAGAACUCGAGUCCUUAUUUACACUCAAAAUAUAAUUUUCCACUUUACUUUUUAUUACGGAAGCUUAGAAAAAAUUUGACCUGAAAUUUCAUCAGUAAAUCAAGAUUUUACUGUAGACUUGCUUGUAACAUACUCCUAGGAUUUCUCAGCAUCUUGUUUAGCGUUUAAACAACUAUCUGUAGGUAAUUUAUCUAUUCUUGAACUGUGAUAUUUUUCUACUUUACUUCACUGUACUAUCUCUCCCCCUCUUGCCUCUUGGCUCCAGUAUUAUUUUUAAGGUCUUUCCUCAGUAUCUCUUACAGAGAAAUUUUUUCGUGCGGGGGCAUCACUGCGGUAUUUUUGGUUUUCUGGCUUGUGCCUUCAGAGUUUUUGCAGCUCACCAUAAGUCUUUGAGCUGUUGUGAAUAUUAAAGCCCUCCUAAAACUGAAGAGUCAUGUGUGAAAGCUAUUGACACCAAAAUUUAUAAGUAGUAUGUUCUUUGAAGCUUGAAAAUUUAAUUACAAAAAAAAUUAAGGUUUAAUGACCUCCAAUGGAUCGAUCGUGAGCAUUGAGCAAAUACUAUCUGCAACUACACUGACUUCUCUUAGCAUCGCCACGAUCUCUCUCACGAUCAAUGGAUUCCCAUGAGGAAAGACCGUAAUCAAUUUUUAGCCUUUACCAUUGAACUUUCAAAGCUCGUUUUCGGUUCUCUGCUGCAUUCUUGAGAUAUGAUGCUAGAAUUGAUGACUCUCAGAAUUUAAUAUUUUUAUCAUGAUUUUAAAAUAAUUGCUGAUUUCAGAAUCGAUUUUAGCAGCAUUACUUAGUGGAUUUUUUAAAUGAAUGCUGAAGAUGGACCUUUAAACUGUAUAGAGAAUGGUGAAAGGUAUCUGCUAUGCUUGGACCUACCUCUAAUCAAUUUUUUGAUCUAGAAUCUUUACCAUUUUAUGAUGAUUAUUACUUUUUAUGAUCUGUUUUUGAUAAGUUUUAUGGAUUUUUUUUUCUCCUUUGCCUCUAAGUAUGUAGAUAUAAAAAAUUUUCAUUAGUGAAUUGUUUCAAAAUAUCAUUUUCUGUUCUUCACUAGAGAAAUCAUUGCGUUUUUCUGUUCUAGGAUCACAUUAUGAUUAUGAAACAAUUAUUGAAAGUCAAAUAAGUUCGUUUUUCAAUCGCAAUGCAUAUUAAAUUGUAACUACGGUGGUUGAUAAAUGAUUUCUAAAUGACAGUUUUGUAUCCUUAUUUUUUGAAGCAGUUGAAACCCCUUCAAUUUUUUUUUAGCUGGAAAGAACAAUUAAGUAUUGUAAAGUUUCUAUUUAUUUCUUUCUUUUAUUUUUUAAUAAUUUUUGUUCUGUAUAAUCAUCUUUUUGUGAAGAGACGAGUUCUUACCUGUUUGCAACCAAACUAUCCCCCUCCCUCUCCCCUCAUCUUUUAAAGAAAAAUAAACAUGAUUCAUAUUCGUGGAAAA
Messenger RNA from Bemisia tabaci, 6229 nucleotides. Its product is annotated as anillin. Gene Ontology annotation, biological process: actomyosin contractile ring assembly; mitotic cytokinesis; septin ring organization. Gene Ontology annotation, cellular component: actomyosin contractile ring. Lineage: Eukaryota; Metazoa; Arthropoda; Insecta; Hemiptera; Aleyrodidae. The record is from RefSeq and is a predicted model, not a curated record.